Molecule: messenger RNA, 385 nt
Organism: Labrus bergylta (ballan wrasse)
Lineage: Eukaryota; Metazoa; Chordata; Actinopteri; Labriformes; Labridae
Source: RefSeq, a predicted model, not a curated record
GCGCGAGGACAUGCAGCAGCAAAUUAUUCGGGAGACCUUCCAUUUGGUAUCCAAAAGAGACGACAACGUUUGCAACUUCUUGAGGGUGGGAGGCAAUCUCAUCGGUGGCUCGGACUACAAGCUGAUCUACCGACACUACGCGACCCUCUACUUCGUCUUUUGCGUGGACUCGUCGGAGAGUGAGCUCGGCAUCCUGGACCUGAUCCAGGUGUUUGUGGAAACACUGGAUAAAUGCUUUGAAAACGUCUGUGAGCUGGAUCUCAUCUUCCACAUGGACAAGGUCCAUUACAUCCUGCAGGAGGUGGAUGGCGGGAUGGUGCUGGAGACCAACAUGAAUGAAAUCGUGGCCCAGGUGGAGCUGCAGACCCGCAUGGAGAAGUCAGAG